This is a messenger RNA of Acaulospora morrowiae, 598 nucleotides long. The record is from the annotation of a GenBank genome assembly. Lineage: Eukaryota; Fungi; Glomeromycota; Glomeromycetes; Diversisporales; Acaulosporaceae.
AGAACAUUACGUCACGGAUAAAAGGAGCCCGCGAACAAGAUUACACAAACGACUAAUUGAAUAUCAGGCGUCGGCAAGCAAUCAUCCCAAUGCCAUGAAGUGGAUAUUACUUCAAGUCGGAAUAUUUGACGAAGAGAUCCUCAAGCACGACAUUUCGACAAUUACGACGGCCUUCAAUAGCCCAAAUCAAUAUAUCUUUUUGAACGUCACGGUCAAGGAAGAUUUAGCCCAAUUGGUCGGUGAGGUAAUAGUUUCAAAUAGAAUCAUACCAAACAGAAAUUACGUGGUCGGGGAUUUUGUCGCACACACAUUCUUGGGUCACGCAUACCAAGUCGUCAACAAAGGCAUCGAAUUAGAUUUUAGUAUGCCGGCAGAUAUCUCCGAAUUUGAGACGACUAAUCAAUUACGCCUAUCCGGAAUUGUUUCUGCUCGCCCACUUCCAAAAAUUCUUUAUCCAGGCUGUAGCAUGUUCUUUCAUAAACUCGGCAUCGAAAUAUCAUUUCAGCAUGAUGCGAUCAUCUAUAAACUAUUGAGAAAUCACAAGCGUACUCCACUCAAGGAUUGGGUUCGUAACAGAGUACUUCACCAGGCGCAAUGA